AUUUUCUAAGAGUUAAAUGUUUACACUUAUGUGAAGGUAUAUACAGUUUUGGUAAUUCUUUUUUAUCAUGAAAAGUGAUAAGAAAGGAACCACUAAAGAAAAGAAAAAUGUUGAUAAAAGUGAUAAAAAAGGACCGACUAAAGAAAAGGAAAAUAAUGUUGAUAAAAAUGAUAAGAAAGGAGCGACUAAAGAAAAUGUUGAUAAAAAACAAGGUAGACUGUCUGAAGAUACUAUCAACUAUUUUAAGCGAGUUGAACAGGUCUUAUUAGAAAAUGCAUUUGAAGAUAAUGAUAAUAGAGAAACAUUUAUUAAAAAUGUUUCAUACCAAAUUGAGAAUGAUGGAAGUCAACUAGCACGUCACACUUUGACGAGUAAAGUUUUUGAACGAAUAAUUCCCAUAAUGACAAAUGAUCAAUUUAAAAUGGUUGUGAAUAUUUUCAAAGAUGACAUUGAGAAAUUAUGCACUGAUCGAUUUGCAAGUCACGUAGUUGAAACCCUUUGUUGGAGUAAUAAAGAUCGUUUAGAAGAUGCAGAAGUACAAUCAACAUUUUAUAAACUUUGUAAAUGUAUUCGAAAACUUACAAGUACUCUCAUAAGAGAUGUUUAUGGAAGUCAUGUAAUAAAUACAGUGGUUCAAAUAUGUGGUGGAGUUGUUGCACCAGAAGUCAUUACUCGUAGUAGAGCAUGUAGAGAAUCAAACAAAAAAGCUGCAGUUAACAAAAGAGAUCUUCAAGGUAACAAACACCAAGAAUUAAGUGUAUUUGAUGUACCUAAAGUUUUGAAGAAGUCAUUUACCUAUUUCUUCAAAGCUAUUACUGAGGAUGAUAAUUUUGGAGAGCUACUAUGUCAUCGCAUGGCCAGUCCUGUUUUACAAGUGUUGUUAUUAGUUACAAGCAAAACUAAUACAGAACAGUUGCAUAUACUUUCACAGCUAAUUGCCAGUCGUUCUCAGAUUUUUUCAUUGAAAAUAGAGGAUGAAGAAAGAGACAAGGAGGAAAUACAACAAAGCUUGCCAGUUGUUCCAACUGAUGAAGUUGGUAGUCACUUGUUAGAAGCAAUAGUCGAAACUGCAAAUGAAGAAUUUUUAGACAAAUUAGCAACAAAAUGUUUUAAUUAUAUUUUUGUAUCUUUAUGUAUUCAUCCUGUCGCAAACUAUAUUGCGCAGGCUUUCAUGAGGAAAGUUACCAAAAAAGAUCAGACAGAGCUCAUAAUUAAUAAGCUAAUAAAGUACAUAGAAGAUAUUUUAGCUGCAGGGCACAUGGGUUGUGUUGUAAAAGGAGCUGAAACAAUUUCUCGUUUAAAAAUGAUUGAAAAACAAAAACUUUUUAUUAAAUCAUUAUCAUCAGCACUUCAUAUUCCUAUGUGUGAAUCAGAAAAUUCAAAAUCAUUGGUGCAAUUAAUUCUAUCACUUAUAACAUAUGAUGUAUACUUUAAAACUGACAAUCUUACAACUGAUAAAGAUUCAAAAACAUCAGAAGAAAAACGUAAAUUGGUGAAAAGUGACAUUAAUUAUCAUGGUGCAUGUUUGUUGAAGCAGUGUCUCUCUUUCAAAAAAAGUAAACUCAUUGUUUCUAGUUUUAUGAGUCUUUCAUUUGAAGAACUAAUUUGCAUUGCCUGCCAUCCAAGCGGAAGUUUUGCUUUUGAGAGUUUUUUCCAAAAUGUUGACAUACCUAUUAAAAAAAAAAAUAACAUGGCUAAUACAAUGCUGUCGACUUUAGAUACUUUAGUAUGUGACAAGUUUGGAAGUCGUGUUUUUGAUAGCAUGAGGAAGUUUGUUGAUGAGGAAACUCGGAAGAAAUUGAUUGAUAAAUUGGAUAGAGGUUCAACAUACAUAAAGAAGAAUAUGUAUGGUAGAAUUUGUUUGUUCAAUACUGGCUUAAUGCAACCUAAAGUUGAUCCAUUAAUAGAGGCUAAAGAAAAAAAAAGGAAAAUAAUAAAAGAAAUUUUUGAAGUUAAUCAGACUGCACCAACACCUAAGAAAAGAACAAAAAUUGAUGAUCGAGCUCUAAAAUAUCAAGAACAAUUGAAGUCUCUUGGGAUAUCAUUUGGUAAUGAAACUCCAACUGCUGUUGUGAAGCCUGCAGCCUCUCCUGCUGAAGACAAUUCUCUAUCUUUUGUAAUAAAAGCAAUCGAAGCAACAGCAAAAAAAAAAUUAAAAAAUAAAAAAUAAUUUUUAAUAAUAUUUAUUAUGUUUAUAAUAUUUGUUAUAAUAAUUAAUAUAAUAUUAUUUAUAUGUA
Messenger RNA from Hydra vulgaris (swiftwater hydra), 2237 nucleotides. RefSeq lists its product as uncharacterized. NCBI's taxonomy places the organism in Eukaryota, Metazoa, Cnidaria, Hydrozoa, Anthoathecata, Hydridae. Gene Ontology annotation, molecular function: RNA binding. Gene Ontology annotation, cellular component: preribosome, small subunit precursor; 90S preribosome; nucleolus. The record is from RefSeq and is a predicted model, not a curated record. Gene Ontology annotation, biological process: ribosomal small subunit export from nucleus; endonucleolytic cleavage in ITS1 to separate SSU-rRNA from 5.8S rRNA and LSU-rRNA from tricistronic rRNA transcript (SSU-rRNA, 5.8S rRNA, LSU-rRNA); endonucleolytic cleavage to generate mature 5'-end of SSU-rRNA from (SSU-rRNA, 5.8S rRNA, LSU-rRNA).